UCACUUAUGAUCAAGCUGUGACAUUGAGUAGGGGUAAGACGGUGCCAAAGCGUAAUAGUAUAAAUCUGUAUGAAAUGUCACUUGCUACUUCUCACUUUCCUGGAACGUACUUCAAAGCCUUGUAAGCUAUAGCUCCUGAAAAAACAUUUAGUUCAUUUUUUUAACCCCCACCUUUUAUUAAAUGGACAUAAAAGUCCUAUCCUCCGGUGUCCGCCACUCAAACUUGCCGGAAAGUUAUGUCAGACCAGAAUCAGAGCGGCCCCGGCUGUCUGAAGUGUCUGACUGUGAAAACCUUCCGAUUAUCGAUUUGAGUCUUCAAGAUAGACAGCUUGUUGCGCAGCAGAUUGGUGAUGCCUGCAAGAACUAUGGCUUUUUCCAGGUUACCAAUCAUGGGGUUUCAACCGAAGCUGUGGAGAAAAUGAUGUGUGUAGCUCGUGAGUUUUUUGAGCUUCCUGUGGAGGAGAAGAUGAAACUAUACUCAGAUGAUCCAUCAAAGACUAUGAGACUGUCCACGAGUUUUAAUGUUAACAAAGAGACCGUGCAUAAUUGGAGAGACUAUCUUAGACUUCAUUGUUAUCCCCUUGACAAGUAUGUGCCCGAAUGGCCCUCUAAUCCCUCUUCCUUCAAGGAAAUCGUGAGGAAUUACUGUAUAGAAGUUAGACAACUUGGGUAUAGAUUACAGGAACUAAUAGCAGAGAGCUUAGGGUUGGAGAAAGAUUACAUAAAAGAUGUGUUGGGAGAACAAGGACAGCAUAUGGCUGUUAACUUUUACCCACCAUGUCCAGAACCAGAGCUCACAUAUGGUUUGCCAGGACAUACUGACCCCAAUGCCCUCACAAUUCUUCUCCAAGACCUUCAAGUAUCUGGUCUUCAAGUCCUCAAGGAUGGCAAAUGGGUUGCUGUAAAACCCCACCCCAAUGCUUUUGUCAUCAACAUUGGUGAUCAAUUACAGGCGCUAAGCAAUGGGAUUUAUAAGAGUGUGUGGCACAGAGCCAUUACUAAUGUUGAUAAGCCAAGGCUAUCAGUGGCUUCUUUCCUCUGUCCUUCCGAUGACGCCUUGAUCAGCCCGCCAAAACCUCUAACUGAAGAUGGAUCUGCAGCUGUUUAUAGGGAUUUUACAUAUACAGAGUACUACAAGAAGUUUUGGAGCAGGAACUUGGACGAAGAGCAUUGUUUGGAACUUUUCAAGAACCAAUAGGCCUCUUUCCUCACGUGUGUGUAUUUAUGUAUAUAUUAGGGGAAUGUUCAGUGUACCAAGAUUUUUGACAAGUGAAUUUGAAAAAUCAUCUUGGCCAUUGAAAUGUCAUCAUGCAAUUGUGCAUAAAAGAUUGGAACUUAGAAAUAGUCAAAGAAAAUGAGAUGUAAACUUCCAAUCUAUUAUGCAACAUUGGGUGAGACCAUUUUAAUGAUCAAGAUAAUUUAUCAAAUCCACUUGUCAAACAUCUUGGUACAGGAACCGACCCCAUAAAUAUAUAUACACACGCACACAUACACACACAAUUUUUGAGGUCUUUAGCUACAAUUCCUAUGUGUUUUACUUCGUGGUUAUCACCAUUUUCCAUCAUGGCUCAUAAUUACUUAUGGGUACAAUGCUGUGAUCUUGCCACGGAGUGUUCUAGGCAGCUGAUGCUUUCUUUAUUUCAACUUAUGACUCUCCUCAGCUUGGUUGUUGCAGCUAGCUAUUACGAUUUGUAACCAUUUUUCUAAUUUUGUAAUCCAUGUUCUGAACCUUUUUUAGUUUCGUUGGCUCUGAUUCAUGGACUUAUGCGGAAGAUUUGGACUUCCUCCCCUCAUGUAGUGAUAUAUGAGACAAUGCUACUCCUUGUUCAUAAUAAUGGUAAUAUUGUAUGAAACAGAACCUUUAAUUCUGUCCAUUUUAA
Molecule: messenger RNA, 1880 nt
Organism: Ziziphus jujuba (common jujube)
Lineage: Eukaryota; Viridiplantae; Streptophyta; Magnoliopsida; Rosales; Rhamnaceae
Product: protein DOWNY MILDEW RESISTANCE 6
Exons: 4
Coding region: 182-1198 (338 amino acids)
Source: RefSeq, a predicted model, not a curated record